AUGAGAAUGAUAAAAAACCUAAGAAUAUUUAUUUCACCCAUUAUAUGGGUUAUAUUAUUAAUACAACAACAAUUAACAAAAAGUUCCUAUUUAGACAUAAAAAUAUUAAAUGAUGAUUUUUUUAAUGAUUUAAUGCAACCUAUGUUUACAGGAGUGGGAAAUCAUUUAACUAUUAAUGAUAAUUAUAAAUUAAAUAAAAGGAAUAAAAAAAAUAAUCCAAUUCAAGAUGAUAUAACUAUAUUAACAAAUAUGCUAGCCGAAAUAAUACCUGCCGCUUAUUCAAUUUAUUCCUUAGAUAUAACUGAAGAAUUAAAAAAGAAUAAGGGUAAUAUGACAAGCUCAGAUAAUAUAAAAAUUAUAAAGGGUAGUAAUAAAACCUUAGCCAAUGAUUAUGUGCAUUUUCUAAAUUUUUAUGAUUUUGUGAAUAUAUAUGAUAAAGAAAUAAAUAAUGCUAUUUCAAAGAAUUUUAAUACAAUAAAACCAAUAAAAGGGUGUGAAGAAGAUAUAAAAAAUCACAAUUGUCAUAAAGAUAAUGUAUUAAAAUGUAUUACUUUAAAAAAAAAAAAUUUAUCAGAAAGAUGUAAAAAAUCUUUAAAUAAUUCUUUAUUAUAUUCAUGCUCUGAUGUUAUUAAUAAAUACUGUGACGAUUUUUCAAAAUUUUCUAUAGUUCAUAAAUGUUUAAAGCAAAAUUAUAACCAUUUAAAUAAUAAUUGCAUAAAUUUAUUAAGUUAUUAUGAAAGCAUAAUGCAAAAAUUACAUAAAAUAAAAAACAAGCCCUAUAAUAAUCACGGCCACUUCAUUUUAGAAAAAACAAAAGAAAAAGAUAACACAUCACACAUUAAUGAUAUGUCAUCUCCAAUUUCCGGUGUUGCAAAAUUGAAUAAUAACAAUAAUAAUCAUAAUAAUAAAAAUAAUAUGCUUAACCAUGAUUUAAAUAUUCCUGUAGAAGGGUUUUCUGAAAAACUUAGAAAAAGGUAUGGAUAUUAUAUACAUCAACCGAUAAAUUAUAGUAGCAUAUUAAAUUUUAAUUUCCCAAGUUAUCAAUUUAAAUACUUUUUAUAUUUUAUUGGGUUGUUAUUUUUUUCAUUCUUAUUAUAUAUAUUAUUCAUAUCCAUUAAAAAAUAUAGUAUGGUUGACAAAAAAUACAUAUUCAAUAAGCGUGAUAAUUCAAAAAUAAUAUAG
Molecule: messenger RNA, 1182 nt
Organism: Plasmodium berghei ANKA
Lineage: Eukaryota; Apicomplexa; Aconoidasida; Haemosporida; Plasmodiidae
Product: conserved Plasmodium protein, unknown function
Exons: 1
Coding region: 1-1182 (393 amino acids)
Source: RefSeq, a predicted model, not a curated record